Molecule: messenger RNA, 2043 nt
Organism: Symbiodinium natans
Lineage: Eukaryota; Dinophyceae; Suessiales; Symbiodiniaceae
Source: the annotation of a GenBank genome assembly
AUGGUUCUUGGCUUUCUGCUGUGGGACAUGUCUGUCUCAGCUGGGAUGACCACAUUCUACUUCAUGCAUGACAACAUUGCGAAUCUGGGGCUGGUGAAUGAGCAUGUUGUGCGUCUGGUCGGCAUUUUCCGCUUGCUCAGCGUCAUUUCCGGCCUGGCUGUAGUGCUGAAGCGGCACCACCACUUGGUACGCUUCUUCUUCACCAUGUUCGUUAUCAACUGGAUCGUUCUGGGGGUGAUUUUCUUGAUCCCAAUCGCUCGAUUGCAGUGUUCUUGUGCUGAUGGCACCUGGGAGCAGUGCAACGCCAUGCAAGACUUCUGGGAAACAGGUUUGCACCUCAGCUUUAAGCCUGCACCAGUCAAGUGGCACACGAAGAGGGACGGCCACUUCAACAAGGACAUGCUUGUAGAACCAAUGCCGAAUCUUGACGUCGGGAAGACUGCAGCGUUCAACAGGCAGCUCUAUGCCGAGGACGGGCGAAGCCUUUUAGAACGCGGCGGAGAGCCAGAUGAACCAGAAUCAGAGGUCGCGCGCUGGCUGCCAAAGCGGCUGCAGGGUGCAGCCAACAGACAGUCAGGCCAGUCCGUGUCUUUCUGGAUCACCAGACACCGAAGCCCAACUGCCUUCAUCCAAAGACACGACAGCAGCAUUCAUGCUCUUCAGCAUGACAGUAUCCAGCAGGACUUCAGGAUACAUGACACGGACCCCGACGAGCCCAACUCGACGAACUCGACGAACUCGACCAACUCGACCUCGGAGGGGACCUUGACCGUCUUGACCCCUGCCAAGUGCGAGGAGCAAACUUUCACAGGGAAACAAGGCAGUUCCUUGAUGGAGGAAGCGGUGGCGCAGAGAAGUUCGUCGUCGUUCAUCAACUCCACGCAGCUUGCUAAGAUGCUGCUGCGGAAAAGUUUGACAAACGAGCUUAUGGAGAAGCUCCAUGUGUCGAUGCAGCGAGUGGCGCAAAACCUUCUGGAGCAGCCAGAGUUCAAAGCCAUCAUCUGCGAGUAUGCCAAGCAUCUGGAAUCAACGGAGCCUGGGAUGGCCCAGAAAAGCAAGAAUUCUACACACAAGACCUUGAGGGCCGCGAGGAAGCGCACUGGAGCCUUGAUGAAGGCGGCCCUGGCACCCGACGCAGACGCUGCUGCCACUGGAGGGAUGCCUGGCACCUAUCAUUCUGGCACCUAUCAUUUGAUCCAGUCGGAGCUCGAGAACAUGCCGUCGAGUCAAGGUAUGGCUCUGCUUAAGGGUUUCUACGAGGACAUGUGCCGAUGUGCAGACCUGGACAGCUGCAAGCUUAGUAGCGAGCAGGAUGAGUUCUGGUGCUACGUGGACGAGAGCACGUUGCCAGGGUGCAAAGCUGAGCAGGUCAAGCUUCUGAAAGACUCCGACAACAGGACCUGGAGCCGGGACCUCUGCUCUAAGCGGCCCUGCGAGCCUGCCAACCUCGGGAUGAAGCCACGCCCCAAGAACAACAAGGAGCUGGACUUCCAGAGGCACCCUGAGCUCAGGGACGACAAGAUGCUGAUGAGGUACGGCUCGGACUGCGAUAUCUGGAAGCGUGGAGACCCCAUGGAAUGGGCCUACGUGGGAUUCGACACCACCUGCAUCGAGCGAACGAGAAGGGCGCCUCCGAAGGUUGGAGACUGGCCAAAGGGGCUGCCGUACAUGUUCUUGUCCUGGACGGCGUGUACUUCCAACCUCUUGUUUGAGACGAAGCGUCAUGAUGGCACAGUUGGGUCCCUGUACCAUGCGAAAAUCCGCUGCACGUGGUACCAGAUGGUUCUGGAAAUCUUCCUGAUCCUUGACUUGAUCUUCACCCUGCCCAUGAUGGUCAUCAUGUACCACUUCAUCGCCAACCGCUGUGCCGACAACUUGGAAACGGAGGAGCAGUUCGCUCCUGUAGAUGACUCUUCAGAUUCAUCUGAAGAGUUUCAGCCAGGAGUGUCAGAUGGCCAUGAGCAUCAGCGAAGCCAGGAAGCUUCGCAUCGGCCGUCUCAGUCAGAGGUGCAGGGUGGUCUCGAUGCAGCUUCCAGCGCAUGA